Moesziomyces antarcticus is the source of this 1848-nucleotide messenger RNA. RefSeq lists its product as uncharacterized. NCBI's taxonomy places the organism in Eukaryota, Fungi, Basidiomycota, Ustilaginomycetes, Ustilaginales, Ustilaginaceae. The coding region runs from base 1 to 1848 and encodes 615 amino acids. The transcript has a single exon. The record is from RefSeq and is a predicted model, not a curated record.
AUGCGGCUCGAGGAGGGUAGUGCGGACGAGGUAUCGAGCCACGCACCCACCACGAUUCCCGAGGAGGCCACACCCAUAUCACCGCUCUCGCAGGGCUUCCCUACCGAGGCGGCACCCACAACAACCGCGCCACAGCCGCAGGAAAAGUCGCACGAAGGGCGGUUUAUCGAGAUCAUCUCGAGCGAUGGAUCGCGCGCUUCGGCCGAGGAUGGCGCUGCAGCACCACCAGCCGCGGCAGCGCAGGUGCCCGAGACAGAGAUGAAGGCGGUGCGCUCUACCAAGCGUGUCUUGCGUAGCAACUCGGCGCGAGGGCAAGCGAAGAUCGAGACGACUGUACCGCCACGGGCACAGCAAGGUUCGCCGAGCACCGACAGUACGGCGCACAAAGCGAGCUCGCACCUCUACACGCCCUCGUCGGAAGGCGCCAAACCCAAGCCGCCCGUACGUGGAUCGGAUAAGGAUGCAGAGGACGAUCACGACGACGAGGCGCAUCCGUGGCUGGCAGCACUGUAUCCACUCAGCCAUUUCAUCGGCUACCGACCGCUGUCGCACCCGCAUACUCCGGCAGAACGACGCCGCAAACCCAGCGAUCCUGGCUUUCGUCGGUUUCACUACAUCUGCGGGCGCAUUCUCAGCUUUGGAUUGGAGCCGUCGGGGGAGACGGGCCAGAUUGCACGCUACCGCGAUCCGGACACGGGCGAGAUCCAGCUGGUGCAGAUGUACCGCGAGCAGGUCGGGGCCAAGGUGGUCAAUUCCGUCCAUUCGCUCAUUGCGGCGUGGGUGGUGAUUGCGUUGCUGAGUCUGGUUUCGCGCUCGCCGUUCCACCGUGCGCACGAUGCGCCGCUCGUCAUUGCCGCGUUUGCAACCGAGGCGGUGGUGACGUUCUUUGCCUACCGUACGCCCCUGGCACAGCCAAAAAAUAUCCUGCUCGGUAACACCAUCUCGGCCGUCAUUGGGGUAGCGCUCCAAAAGGCUUUUCAAGGCACGAGCUACAGUGUCACGGGCGUCUAUGGUGUCGACUGGGCCGCUGCAGCUACAUCCGUCAGCGUGGCUGUGUUUGCCAUGCAGAUUUUGGGCUUCACGCAUCCACCCGGUGCAGCGAUUGCACUGUUGGCAAUGACCAAUCCGGAAACACACCGGUUGGACUGGUGGCUCGUACCCAUCGUGGUGAUCGGUUCGCUCAUCGUGAUCGGGUGGGCACUGAUCAUCAACAAUGUUGGCGGGAGGAGGUAUCCGGAGAACUGGUUUUACAUGCAUGCGUUUGCGGAACCCCCGAUCAUUGGGCCGGAGAAACUGCCGUUCAGCAACUCGCCGUACGAACUACCGCCACGCAGGAGGAAGCGCAAGCGGCCCGAGGGCGAGAAAGGGUUCUACCGUGUGGCGCAGGGCGCCAAGCUGGAUACGGGAUUCAGUGCGCCCAAGAGAAAUACGGCAGAGGCAUCCAACGAAGCCAAGACGGCAACCCAGGCAUUCUCGUUUGGGACAGGCGCGACUGUAAAGCCCAUCGAAGCGGCGGAAGAUGGAAGGAUGACGCGCGCUUCGCAGGUGACCAAGGUCAACUCGGGCGAGUCGAACAGCGCCGCACCCGAAACCAGCACGGCGCAAAGCGUGGCACCAACUGCACCUGUCCCACGCCCAACUACCACCACCGUCAAUGCGACAAAGACAGCCGAGGGUGCGCAGGUCAAGUCGCGCAUGAUCGAGACGGAAGCCAUGGUGUCGCGCACCAACUCGAAGAGCAGCAAACGCAGCCGUCGCUCCGUCGUCGUCCACGUCAACGAGAACCGCCGCCACUCGACGGGAUCCCAAAAGAUCCCGCCCGUCCCUGCCGUCCAGUGGCGCUCCUAG